AUGUCCAAGAAUUGCUUUGCUGGAAAACUGCAGCUUGCAGUGGGAAGGCACAUGUUGCAUAAAAGACUAUUAAUGGCCUUCCAUUUACAACAUGCUUUGCUUGACAAGGAAAAGUCGGCACUUUUAAUUCUGCUCUCCCAUUUAUGCCAUUGCAAUCUCAUUCAUUCCCAGACAAGUGCUUUUUUACAAGCUCUGCAAGGGGAACUGGCUUUUGUGAGCACUAAGGGAAUUUGGCAUGCUGGAUUAAGAGCAUCACGGCAUGCUCAGGCAAUUGGAAUUACCCUUAGGCAAACUUUUGCAAAAACCGUGCUAGGUGGUUCACAUUAA
Podarcis lilfordi (Lilford's wall lizard) is the source of this 327-nucleotide messenger RNA. Lineage: Eukaryota; Metazoa; Chordata; Lepidosauria; Squamata; Lacertidae. The record is from the annotation of a GenBank genome assembly.